Entamoeba dispar SAW760 is the source of this 1317-nucleotide messenger RNA. RefSeq names its product radical sam proteins, putative. The transcript has a single exon. Gene Ontology annotation, cellular component: endoplasmic reticulum. The record is from RefSeq and is a predicted model, not a curated record. Gene Ontology annotation, molecular function: tRNA (N(6)-L-threonylcarbamoyladenosine(37)-C(2))-methylthiotransferase activity; 4 iron, 4 sulfur cluster binding. The coding region runs from base 1 to 1317 and encodes 438 amino acids. Lineage: Eukaryota; Evosea; Mastigamoebida; Endamoebidae. Gene Ontology annotation, biological process: tRNA methylthiolation.
AUGGCUGAUAUUGAAGAAUUAGGAACCAUCAAAUUUCUUACAUAUGGAUGUUCACAUAAUGUUAGUGAUAGUGAAGUUAUGCAAAAAGAUUUAAUAAAUGCUGGUUAUAAAAUAGAUUCAAGUGAAACACCAAUCAGUUCAAAGUAUAAAGCAGUAGUUAUUAAUAGUUGUACAGUGAAGAAUCCAUCACAACAAGCUAUUGAGGUAGUUCAAAAGAAAUGUGAAGAAGCUAAUGUUCCAUUAGUUAUUGCUGGAUGUGUUCCACAAGCUGAUCCUAAAGCAUGUCAAUGUUCUAAAAAAUGUUCUAUUGUUGGUGUUGAUCAACUUCAUAAAAUUACAGAAGCUGUAGAAAAAGCAACUCAUAAUGAAGGACAAAGUUAUUUAGAAAGAGGAGCAUUAGUUAAUAUUGAUGAACAUGUAAGAAGUAAUCCAUUGAUUGAUGUUAUAGUAACAUGUACAGGAUGUGAAAAUGCAUGUAGUUAUUGUAAAACUAAACAUGCACGUGGAGGAUUAAGAAGUUAUCCUAUUGAAGAUUUAGUUAAAAGAGUUCAACAUUCAAUAGAUGAAGGAGUAAAAGAAAUUAGAUUAACAGGAGAAGAUAUUGGUGCAUAUGGAUUAGAUAUUAAUGAAACAUUUCCACAUAUGUUAGAAUGUAUUUGUGAAGUUGUAGAAGGGAAAGCAAUGUUAAGAAUUGGAAUGGUUAAUCCACCAUAUAUUAUUAAGUAUUUUAAAGAAAUAGUUAAUAUUUUAUUACGUCCAUGUUGUUUUAAAUUUUUACAUAUUCCAAUUCAAUCAGGAUCAAGUUCAGUAUUAGAAGCAAUGAAAAGAAAAUAUACAAGAGAAGAAUUUGAUGAUGUUUGUAAUAGACUUAGAAUAUCUGUUCCAGGAAUUAGUAUUGCAACAGAUAUUAUUUGUGGAUUUCCUACAGAAACAGAUGAAGAUCAUAAAAAAACAUUAGAAUGUAUUCAAAAACAUCAAUUUCCAAUUGUUAAUAUAUCUCAAAUGUAUAUUAGACCAGGAACACCAGCAGCUAAAAUGAAACAAAUUAAUAGUAAAAUUGUUAAACAAAGAAGUAGAGAAGUUACAGAAAUAUUUGAUAGUUAUUUACCAUAUACAAAUUUAAUUGGAAAAGAAUAUAUUGUUUGGAUUAAUGAAAUGGCACAUGAUGGAAUUAAUUAUGCAGGUCAUAAUAUUUCAUUUGUUCAAGUUAUUGUUCCAUAUUAUGAAAAAGAAAAUUUAUUAGGGAAAUCAGUUCGUGUAAAAAUUAUAGAAGCAGGGAAGUUUUUCGUUCGUAGUGAAAUAAUUGAAAUUCUUUAA